Mandrillus leucophaeus (drill) is the source of this 1305-nucleotide messenger RNA. It is a transcript of the gene RPF1, whose product is annotated as ribosome production factor 1 homolog (S. cerevisiae). Gene Ontology annotation, cellular component: preribosome, large subunit precursor; nucleolus. Gene Ontology annotation, molecular function: rRNA primary transcript binding. Lineage: Eukaryota; Metazoa; Chordata; Mammalia; Primates; Cercopithecidae. The record is from RefSeq and is a predicted model, not a curated record. The transcript has 9 exons. Gene Ontology annotation, biological process: maturation of 5.8S rRNA; maturation of LSU-rRNA. The coding region runs from base 40 to 1089 and encodes 349 amino acids.
CUAUUUCCGUUUCCGUACGGAAGCAAAGGAGCCGACACCAUGGCGAAAGCCGGGGAAAAGAGCAGCAGCAGCUGGAAGAAAAGUCUGAAACGGAAAGCCGCUGUCGAAGAAAUUCAGGAGGCUGCAGGCGCUGGGGAUGGGGCGACGGAAAGCGGGGUCCAGCCCCCGAAAGCGGCUGCUUUUCCGCCAGGCUUUAGCAUUUCGGAGAUUAAAAACAAACAGCGGCGACACUUAAUGUUCACGCGGUGGAAACAACAGCAGCGGAAGGAAAAGUUGGCAGCUAAGAAAAAACUUAAAAAAGAAAGAGAGGCUCUUGGCGAUAAGGCUCCACCAAAGCCUGUACCCAAGACCAUUGACAACCAGCGAGUGUAUGAUGAAACCACGGUAGACCCUAAUGAUGAAGAGGUUGCUUAUGAUGAAUCUACAGAUGAAUUUGCUUCUUACUUCAACAAACAGACUUCUCCCAAGAUUCUCAUCACAACAUCAGAUAGACCUCAUGGGAGAACAGUACGACUCUGUGAACAGCUCUCCACAGUUAUACCAAACUCACAUGUUUAUUACAGAAGAGGACUGGCUCUGAAAAAAAUUAUUCCUCAGUGCAUCGCAAGAGAAUUCACAGACCUGAUUGUUAUUAAUGAAGAUCGCAAAACGCCAAAUGGACUUAUUUUGAGUCACUUGCCAAAUGGCCCAACUGCUCAUUUCAAAAUGAGCAGUGUUCGUCUUCGUAAAGAAAUUAAGAGAAGAGGCAAGGACCCCACAGAACACAUACCUGAAAUAAUUCUGAAUAAUUUUACAACACGGCUGGGUCAUUCAAUUGGACGUAUGUUUGCAUCUCUCUUCCCUCAUAAUCCUCAAUUUAUUGGAAGGCAGGUUGCCACAUUCCACAAUCAACGGGAUUAUAUAUUCUUCAGAUUUCACAGAUACAUAUUCAGGAGUGAAAAGAAAGUGGGAAUUCAGGAACUUGGACCACGUUUUACCUUAAAAUUAAGGUCUCUUCAGAAAGGAACCUUUGAUUCUAAAUAUGGAGAGUAUGAAUGGGUUCAUAAGCCCCGGGAAAUGGAUACAAGUAGAAGAAAAUUCCAUUUAUAAAAGUACUGAGAGAGUAAUAUCGGAUUUUGCUGAACAGGCCUAUCUUGAAGUUGGGUAAUUUAUUUUUGACAGAAUACUCUCUUCAAAAUGGCAUUUGUUGAUUUCAUAAGCCUCUCACUCACGUUUGGACAAAUUACCAAAUGCCAUGAAUUGCCACUGUGUGUUUAUGUAGAAAAUACAAAUAAAAUUUAUUUUGAUGGCUUAGGUUUUCUUAAA